Messenger RNA from Plodia interpunctella (Indianmeal moth), 869 nucleotides. RefSeq lists its product as uncharacterized. The record is from RefSeq and is a predicted model, not a curated record. NCBI's taxonomy places the organism in Eukaryota, Metazoa, Arthropoda, Insecta, Lepidoptera, Pyralidae. The coding region runs from base 87 to 824 and encodes 245 amino acids. The transcript has 2 exons.
UUAUUUUCUUUAAUAGAAUCUCAUUUCAUGUACUUAGUUCUUAUGUAUAUUUAUGAGCAAUAUUCUAAAGUUAACAUCAGUUCAGCAUGUUUGUACUGUUAAUAUUUCUACAGUAUUUCUUUAUAGAAUUACAAUGUAUAAACGAUACAAACAUAAACAACGAAAAACAGGCGCUGCGGUUUGGGUUUCAUCAGACACAUGAGUGUCAAAAUUUUGAAAAAGCAUUUAAAUGUAUUAGAAAAUGUUUAGACGAAAAGUUUGAUGUAGCCUAUGCUGAUAAAAAUUGUGAUUGCACCUGCCGCGUCAAAAAAGACAAAGAAAAAUAUAGAUAUUUGGCAAUGAAAGGAAAAGGACAAACUCCUCCGACUACAAAAAUUCCAGCAUGGGCUCAACCUAGUGUACCACAACAUCAAGAAGAAUCGGAAGAAGAAGAACCUAGGCACCAGGAUAUCAGCGAAUCUCCACAUCAACACCAGCCUCAAGAAGAACAACAUCACGAAAAAGAAGCAAAUACUACAGUUGCUGCUGAGGAGAGUACAGGGAAUAGCGACGCUGCCUCUGCUAGUGAUCCUACCAAAGCUCAUGCCGAUAAGGUGGCCGAUGACAGUAAGACGACUAUUGACGGUAAAGCGGUUACCAAUGGUGACGCAGCUGCAGAUGAUGGGGCGCAUGCCGAAGUCCAAGCACAAACCGAUGGUGCUGCACAUGACGAUGGUGAUUCACCAGCUGAACACGAAGAUGCUCCAGCUGAAGAUGGAGAACACGAAGCAGCGGGAGAAGGUGAAGGAGAAGAAGAACAUGCAGAGGAAGAGGCUCCUGCUUAAGAAAAAUGAUUUAAUCAAAAUUAAAUUAAACACAUGUUUUUUUUA